CUGAAGGUGGCAGGCAAAUGCUUAGUGUAUGGGGCCCAUGACUAGUGCAUUGGAGUUCCUGUCCACCUGCAAAGUCGCAAACUUAACGGUGAAGGCAGAGCUAGGCUGCUGCUUGCUUCAUAGGAGUGGGAGGCUGAUAAUUGAUGGGUGUAUUCUUCAAUGCGAGUCCAACCCCUUAGAUUACCUUUCAUAUGCGAUCGUGAGCACAGCCAAUGGCCCUGAGGUCUUCCCAUCCUUGGUGAAUAAUGGUCGUGGCGAUGGCGUCUCCGUUUCUCGCACUCGUAUCGAAGGAGGUGCAAAGGCAGUUUCAACAAGUGGAACCCUGGCAGUGCAGCGAGUUCGAGUUAUUUAUGCUCGAACUUCUGUCUUUUUCUGGUUUGAUGUAGAGCAACAUUGAUCAUAGUAAUCUCCCUUGCUCUUCUGUAUUACUAUUAGCUGUUGUUAGUUGGACACUUAUUUUAUUUAUUUUAUUUUAUUUUUUUUGUGUGUUAAUUUCUUCUUUCUCUUUUUCAAUUUGAGGAUAGUGUGUUUCGUACUAUUUUUAAAGUUAAUGUGAAAUGAUAUGCUUCAUUGUGCUCUGUUUCCA
Molecule: messenger RNA, 586 nt
Organism: Camellia sinensis
Lineage: Eukaryota; Viridiplantae; Streptophyta; Magnoliopsida; Ericales; Theaceae
Source: RefSeq, a predicted model, not a curated record